Molecule: messenger RNA, 929 nt
Organism: Cloeon dipterum
Lineage: Eukaryota; Metazoa; Arthropoda; Insecta; Ephemeroptera; Baetidae
Gene: RpS6
Product: ribosomal protein S6
Exons: 5
Coding region: 129-881 (250 amino acids)
Biological process (GO): translation
Cellular component (GO): ribosome
Molecular function (GO): structural constituent of ribosome
Source: RefSeq, a predicted model, not a curated record
CUCUUUUGUGUUUACCGUUUUCGACUCACAGUCGUACUAGUAGCGCCACUCUGCGGCCAUAUUGAUAUUACUUUAGCUGUAGCCUUCUUUAACCAAUGUGGCAUCUCGCGAUCCACUAGCGGCACAUCAUGAAGUUGAACGUGUCGUUCCCAGCCACUGGCUGCCAGAAGCUUUUCGAAGUUGUGGAUGAGCAUAAAUUGCGAGUGUUCUAUGAAAAACGUAUGGGCGCAGAAGUCGAAGCCGACUCGCUCGGUGACGAAUGGAAGGGCUAUGUUGUCCGCAUUGCCGGUGGCAACGAUAAGCAGGGCUUCCCCAUGAAGCAGGGUGUCCUUACCAACAGCCGUGUUCGCCUCUUGCUGUCCAAGGGCCACUCGUGCUACCGGCCAAGGCGCACUGGUGAGAGGAAGCGCAAGUCUGUCCGUGGCUGCAUUGUGGACGGAAACUUGAGCGUUCUCGCCCUUGUCAUUGUCAAGAAGGGAGAUAAUGAAAUCCCAGGACUGACCGACGGAUCAGUUCCCCGUAGGCUUGGUCCCAAGAGAGCCUCCAAGAUUCGCAAGCUGUUCAACCUGAGCAAGGAGGACGAUGUCCGACAGUAUGUGAUUAAGAGAGCUCUUCCUCUCAAAGAAGGCAAGACAAAGCAGCGCUUCAAGGCUCCCAAGAUCCAGCGUCUUAUCACUCCCGUCACUAUCCAGCGUAAGAGGCAUCGCGCAGCGCUGAAGAAGAAGCGCUCCGUCAAGGCCAAGGAGCAGGCAACUGAAUACGCCAAGCUGCUGGCCAUGCGACAGAAGGAAGCAAAGGAACGUCGUCUCUCAGAGAAGAGAAGGAGAUCAGCCUCCAUGCGCGACUCAAAAUCAUCGUCGCAGAGCGCGCCGACUAAGUAAUUCCAUCGCUGUAUCCUCUUAUCCUUCAAAUAAAGUGAGUUGAUAAAA